CAAAUUUUCAACAACAAAAGAAAAAAAUUAUAAUUUUUUUCCAACUAUGAUGAAGAAAGUUGGAUGCUUUUAAUUUCCAUUUGUAAUGAAGAGAGAAGAUUUGGGUUUUAUCUUCUUCCUGCUCUCAUCAUGGUUCUUUAAUCAAUCAGUUCAAGGACUUAUUACAUCUCUGCUACCGGAUUUCGGGACCAAAACUGCGAUUUUUCCUGUUGUGAUUUCAGCAUAUAUUUGUGUUUUUUGGUUGUUCUUCUUUCAGGAAUUCAACCGUCUGCAUUUUGAAACGAACCGAUAUUUGAGCCAAGGGGGUUGGAAUUUAUCAUGGCCGGUAUCGAUGAUAACAUUUCUAUUAUCGGAGAUUGGAUUCCUCCUACUCAGAGUCCAAGGACCUUUUUCACAGUUAUGUUAGGUGAUGAUAGUGGUUCAAAACAAGUGUCUAAAGCUCCUCUUGAAAAUAAAAGUGAGGGACUCUUUCUGGGAGAGAAUAGUGAUAAAAUGGAUGUUAACCAAGGUUGUGAACCGUCAAAUGAAUCGACUUUUGAGCAAAAAUCAAGUACACGGGCUGGUUUGUUGGAAAGGAUGGCAGCCAGAGCCGGUUUUAAUGCUCCAAGGUUGAAUACUGAAAACAUCAGGUCUACUGAUACUUCGCUUAACCCCGAGAUUCGUUCUCCUUACUUGACAAUACCUCCUGGUCUCAGCCCUACAACAUUGCUGGAAUCUCCGGUUUUUGUUUCGAAUUCCUUGGCACAGCCAUCCCCGACUACUGGAAAGUUCUCAUUCAUUCCUAAUGUUAAUGAUAGGAGCUGUAUCCCAGAGUCUCGUGAUAAAAGUGAGGAUAACUAUUUUGAAGACAUCAAUGCAUCAUCAUUUGCCUUCAAGCCCAUUGCAGAAUCGAAUUCCUCUUUUCUCCUUGGUGCGAUGAGUAAAGUUACUCCGGCCAGUCUUCCUCAGCAGUCUUUUUCUAACGUUGAAGUUUCAGUUCAGUCCGAGAAUUCUCAGCCAUCUCGAAGCGUAGACCCGAGGAAACUGCAACAACAAAACAGCAACAUGCUUAGCCUUCAGGCAGAUUUCUUGAGGUCAUCAACUGAAAAAGAUACGGGGAGUAACAACUCUGCAGACCAAAGGGUCUUUGAUCCCGUUGGUGGGAGCGUUGAACAUUCAUUGCCUCUUGAUGAGCCCCAGGAUGAAGAAGGAGAUCAAAGAGUCAGUGGAGAUUGCAUGGCUGGUGGUGCGCCAUCUGAGGAUGGAUAUAAUUGGAGGAAAUAUGGGCAAAAACAAGUAAAAGGGAGUGAAUAUCCUCGUAGUUACUAUAAAUGCACACAUCCAACUUGUCAGGUUAAGAAGAAAGUCGAACGUUCUCAUGAAGGUCACAUAACGGAAAUAAUAUACAAAGGAGCUCACAACCAUCCAAAGCCUCCACCUAACCGUCGAUCAUCCAUUGGAUCAUCUAACCCAUUAAUUGACGUGCAACUGGAACUCCCCGAACAAACUGGCCUUCAAAAUGGUACAGAUGGUGAGCCUGUUUGGGCAACUGCACAGAAGGCAAUGGUUGCUGCUACUCAUGAUUGGACGCAUGAAAACAUCGAGAUGACAUCUUCUGCAACUAUAUGUCCAGAGAACGGCACUGCACCGGCCCCAAAUGGUACUCACAUUGAAUCAGGUGAUGCAGUGGAUGCCUCAUCUACAUUCUCUAAUGAUGAAGAUGAAGAUGAUCGGGGGACACAUGGCAGUGUCUCGUUAGGUUACGACGGUGAAGGAGAUGAAUCUGAAUCAAAGAGAAGGAAAAUCGAAGCCUAUACAACAGAAAUGAGUGGAGCCACACGAGCUAUUCGUGAGCCUAGGGUUGUGGUCCAGACAACCAGUGAGGUAGAUAUCCUAGAUGAUGGAUAUCGGUGGCGCAAGUAUGGCCAGAAAGUAGUGAAAGGAAAUCCAAAUCCAAGGAGUUACUACAAAUGCACAAGUGCUGGCUGCACCGUGAGGAAGCAUGUGGAGAGGGCAUCACAUGACCUUAAAUCAGUAAUUACUACUUACGAAGGAAAGCAUAAUCAUGAUGUUCCGGCUGCUCGUAAUAGCAGUCACGUCAAUUCUGCUACUUCAAACACGGCAACCGCCCUCGCUUCUUCUUCUGUCCAAACCCAUGCCCACAGGCCAGAGCCAUCACAACUUCACAACAGCAUGGUUAGACCGACAUCAUUCGGUCCAUUUACCCUGCCUGGAAGGCAACAACUGGGGCCUUCACCCGGCUUCUCCUUUGGAAUGAAUCAACCAGGCCUAGCAAAUUUGGCAAUGGCUGGAUUAGGCCCUGGACAACCGAAGAUGCCGGUUCUGCCUCUUCAUCCAUACAUGCCUCAUCAACGCCAGGGUAACGAAAUGGGUUUCAGGUUGCCAAAAGGAGAAGCAAAGAUGGAACCGAUGUCUGACCCAGGUUUGGAUCUAUCCAACAACACAUCAGUAUACCAGCAACUAAUGAGUAGGCUGCCCCUUGGACCACAGAUGUAAAAUUUCCUUCUUUUUUAUUCAGUUCUGAGAAGAAAUAGAAAGCAUUUAUGUUUUCAAUAUAGAAAUGAGCAUUUCAUCAGUGCUUAUUUUUUUCUUCCAUAUUAUAUUCUCUUGAUUUUUGAUGACUUGAGAACAUAAGUUGAAAUUAUUAUGAAAUGCAGUACUAUUUUUCCUCCA
Messenger RNA from Gossypium raimondii (Peruvian cotton), 2673 nucleotides. Its product is annotated as probable WRKY transcription factor 2. The transcript has 6 exons. Gene Ontology annotation, biological process: regulation of DNA-templated transcription. Gene Ontology annotation, molecular function: DNA-binding transcription factor activity; sequence-specific DNA binding. The coding region runs from base 319 to 2496 and encodes 725 amino acids. The record is from RefSeq and is a predicted model, not a curated record. Lineage: Eukaryota; Viridiplantae; Streptophyta; Magnoliopsida; Malvales; Malvaceae.